Molecule: messenger RNA, 2796 nt
Organism: Sinocyclocheilus anshuiensis
Lineage: Eukaryota; Metazoa; Chordata; Actinopteri; Cypriniformes; Cyprinidae
Product: cytohesin-2-like
Exons: 12
Coding region: 352-1485 (377 amino acids)
Biological process (GO): regulation of ARF protein signal transduction
Molecular function (GO): guanyl-nucleotide exchange factor activity
Source: RefSeq, a predicted model, not a curated record
AUCGCACACCCCUACUCUUAGCUGGUUGUAACAGCAUCAUCACUGAGUUACAAACGUUAAAGGGAAAACUAUAAAUUCUCCGCUAUACUGCGUACUGAGUAAGUACUAGUAGCCUAUAUAAGAAAUCACAUUAUUACAUAAUAUUUAAAAACUGCCCCGAACUAAACAGAAGAUCGAAGCCCUCACCAAGAUGGCCGCCGUUCCGGAACGUGAGUUUUACUGGCUGAGGCGCAACUUCCGCUCUCGACUCCUCCUUUGUCUGAGUCCUUUCGGUCCUCCGCCUAGUUAUUUAUUUAUUUCCUUUUCGUUUGUGGGGUAUAUUUUUAUAUAUCCUUAUCUCUCGGUUAUUGAAUGACAUUCGAUUCCGUCACAUAUAUGCCUAAAAGCAAAGCCCCCAAAAUGGAUGAUCUGGACUACAUCCCAGCGGACCUGAGCCCAGAGGAGCGCUCCGAGCUGGAGGAGAUCCGGCGCAGGAAAGGAGCGCUGCUUCUGGAGAUCCAGCGACUGAAAGAGGAGCUGAGACAAGCCAUUAUAGAGGUGGAGGGGCUGGAGAGCAGCACAGAGGGCAGUAAAACAUUACAGAAGAGUCGGCAUGUGGCCAUGGGCAGGAAGAAAUUCAACAUGGAUCCGAAAAAGUCAGAUGACUUCAAUAUUAAAGUAUUGCAAGCUUUUGUUGAUCUCCACGAAUUCACGGAUCUGAACUUGGUACAAGCACUUCGGCAGUUUCUGUGGAGCUUCCGCUUGCCCGGCGAGGCUCAGAAGAUUGACAGGAUGAUGGAGGCGUUUGCACAGAGAUACUGUCACUGUAAUCCUGGAGUCUUCCAGAGCACAGACACCUGUUACGUGCUGUCGUUUUCCAUCAUCAUGUUGAACACCAGUCUGCACAACCCCAACGUGAGGGACAAGCCCACGGUGGAGCGCUUCAUCAGCAUGAACAGAGGCAUCAACGACGGAGGAGAUUUACCCGAGGAGCUGCUGAGAAAUCUGUAUGACAGCAUCAAGAAUGAGCCCUUCAAGAUCCCAGAGGAUGAUGGGAAUGACCUGACGCACACUUUCUUCAACCCUGACAGAGAAGGCUGGCUCCUCAAACUGGGAGGUCGUGUGAAGACAUGGAAGAGACGGUGGUUCAUUCUGACUGACAACUGCCUCUAUUACUUUGAGUACACAACAGAUAAGGAGCCCAGAGGCAUUAUACCAUUGGAGAACCUGAGCAUUCGAGAGGUCGAAGAUCCCAGAAAGCCAAACUGUUUUGAGCUCUACAUCCCUAAUAACCGCGGGCAGCUGAUUAAAGCGUGUAAGACGGAGGCCGACGGUCGAGUGGUGGAGGGAAACCACAUGGUGUACCGGAUCUCAGCUCCCACUUCGGAGGAGAAGGACGAAUGGAUCCACACCAUCAAAUCCGCUGUGAGUGUGGACCCCUUCUACGAGAUGCUUGCAGCCAGGAAGAAACGCAUUUCCCUAAAGAAGAAAGAAGAGCAGCCCUGAAAGUCCUCCAUUGCUCCUCAAUCCAUCCAUCCAUACGCUCCCUCCGUUCUCUGGGAAACCAAUGAUCCUUCAUUGUGGUAGAUCUCGUCCUCUCGUCAGAUCAAUCUGUUAUUCCAGUUUUAUGGAGAGACGGAUGUCGUUGGGAAACCAGAACGUCAUCAUCUUCGGUUUGGAUUUCAGUGGUCUGGUCUGCAUCGUUUAUUUCCACACUUCUCCUACACUUGCACACUACACAGUGUUAUUCACUAUCGCACUAGUCUGUACAGAUGCUCACUGUAUUAUGCUGACAUUCCAUAGGACUUCACUGACAAACGUAACAUUCAUAAACCUGCAUAAAUCUCCAUCCUCAUCUCACACUCCCUCCGCUCUCACAGUUCCUGCUAUUGACAGCAUUUUACUAUGAAGUUCUUACACGAACAGAGUAGACGACCAAACAGCCUGAUGCAUUCGUCAUCAUCACCAUCAUCAUCAUCUUCAUCAGGGACGGAUCUAACCGAACCUUUAGCAGAGACGAGUGGGACGUUUCGUUAGUUCGGUCACUGUUGGUUUACUGAGUCUAUUCUGCUGCCUGUCUUAACGUUAUUUUAUCUGACACUAUUUAUCUCGGACUCGUUUGAGUUUAUUUACAUGUUAUAAAUGAAGAUGAAGGUCAUUGCUAUUCACGCCACAUUUCGAGCGUUACUGAGUUACUGAGCGCGUCACUUCAGUUUACCUAUUAGUUACAUAUCACUUCAGCACAUCUAUGAAACAGGAUAUGCGUUUUACACUGAUGUUGGUAUCGGCCGCAUGAUAAUCCCACCGGUGAUGUCAUUUCCUGUGCACAACUGCGUUGAACUUCACAUCUGUAGAAACGCACUUCAUUAUUUGUGAAUCCUUGAAUAAGCUCCUUCACCUUAAGAAAAGAGCCUUAAAUGUCCCACAGCCCUGUUUCUGAAUGUUCUUACACUAGUGUUUCAACUAAACUUACUAGGUUUAAACUCAACCACAGGGGCUGCAAAACUGUUCUUGGGGGGAAUCUCACGAAAACAUGUCCAGAUUAUAACAGAUUUUGUGUAAUAUAAAAAAUGUAUUUAUUUAUUAUUAUUAUUAUUAUUAUUUGGCAUUAUUUCCAUAACUAAGCACAUUUCCUCCUAGGUGCAUACAGGCGUUUGGUGGAAUGAAAUCUAAUUUCUUAUUUCUCUGAAAUUUGGAACGAAAUUUGACUCAUGAUCUUGACAGAUUUGGUGAGAUUCGCUCUCUUACUCUUUCCUACUACAAGCAAAAAAAUAUUUAAUUAAAGGACUGAUUAUGGUAAUUUGCUGAAAAUGUACU